AUGUCGCCUGUUGGGCUCAGGGAGUCGUGUCCAGGCUUCGCGGGUAUGUUCCCAACGCACGCUGUGAACGGAGGAUUCGGACACGCGUUCCUGCGUCGCAGCAGAGCUGUGGCCAUGCUUCGGAGCCGCGCGCAGAAACCGUGCUCUGUUCUAGGGCGCUCGACGAGGAUUUUAGUGCGCUGCUCCGAUGCGAAUCCAACCGAGCGCUAUGUGGUGGAGCCGGCUUCACCACCUAAUGACGCCGGCGACGAGCAACUCCAGCCUGUGGCCUCCGCCUCUCUGUCACAGGCGACUUGCUGGACGCUGAGCGGCAUGACGCUUAAAGAACUGGAAAACUUUGUUAGUGGCAUGGGCGAGAAGCCAUACCGUGCCCGUCAGUUGUACAAGUGGCUUUACCGCCCGCCAGUUGCCUCGCAGGUGGAUGAUAUGACCGACCUUGGAAAACUCUUCCGAGAGGCACUGGCGAGCAGUGCCCGUCUGCACGCUCUUUCGCUACGCGAGGUCCGCGAAGCACAGGACGGAACACGCAAACUCGUCUAUCAAGUCGACGGUGACAGCCCCGGGGCAGUGGAGUCUGUGCUCAUCCCUGCCUCCGGUCGGAACACGUUGUGCAUUUCCUCGCAGCUGGGAUGCGCGAUGAAUUGUCAGUUUUGUUUCACCGGAAAAAUGGGUCUGCAGAGAAAUCUGACUGCAGCGGAAAUCGUCGAUCAGGUCACAUUGACCAAGGCUCGCUACGAGUCACCGCGGCAGGCGAGCACGCAAAUAUCGAACAUUGUCUUUAUGGGCAUGGGUGAGCCAUUUCAGAAUUUGGAUAACGUGCUGAGAGCGUUGGAGAUCCUGUUGGACCCCAAGGCCAUGGGUCUCUCUCAUCGCAAAGUUACGGUGAGCACUUCGGGUCUGGUCCCGGAGAUACGACGCUACCUGCGCGAAACAUCAGCGAAUCUGGCGGUGAGCCUCAAUGCCACAACGAAUGAGGUGCGCAACUGGAUCAUGCCGAUCAAUCGAAAAUAUCCAUUGGAAGUGCUUCUGGAGACAUUGCGUGAGGAGUACGCCCGCGAUGCUCGCCGCGGUGACAAAGUUUUCUUUGAAUACGUGCUCCUCGGAGGAGUGAAUGACUCCCUCGACGACGCGAAGCGCUUACUCAGACUGAUCGCGCAUAUUCCCUGCAAAGUGAACCUGAUUCCGUUCAACUCACAUGCCGGUUCAGAGUUUCGACCAAGUCCGCUCCCGCAAAUGGAAGCUUUUCGCCAGUAUCUCCACGAACGAGGGGUUCUGGUGACCCUCCGCCGUAGUCGUGGUGAUGAUAAAAUGGCGGCAUGUGGGCAGUUGGGGAACCCAGGGAUCGGUCGAACGCCUCCUCGCAUGCGCGUACCCGAUGCUUUUCAAAAGGUGCUCGGAACGGCACCGCUUCAGACGCGUAGGUCAGCAGGUGCUUAG
Molecule: messenger RNA, 1437 nt
Organism: Cyanidioschyzon merolae strain 10D
Lineage: Eukaryota; Rhodophyta; Bangiophyceae; Cyanidiales; Cyanidiaceae
Exons: 1
Coding region: 1-1437 (478 amino acids)
Biological process (GO): rRNA base methylation; tRNA methylation
Molecular function (GO): RNA methyltransferase activity; iron-sulfur cluster binding
Source: RefSeq, a predicted model, not a curated record